CAUUUAUACCGUCUGACGCGGCCGGCAACGGCACAGUAUUUUCUUAAACGGAAACGUGCUUUAACGUGAAUUCUUCUCACAUAGAUGAGAGUGGUUGUAACGUGUACGUUAUUACUUAGCCUUCGUUAAAAGUCGCGAAAACUGUGUUACACCCCAUUUAAACUAUCGUAUUUUAACGCUCAUUGUCAGUGAAGUUUUUGAUAUUUCCCCCGUUUCGCGAUAUCCCCAGUCGUGAAAGGAUCCCAAUUCUUUUUCUACUGCGUAUUACUUAUUUCAACCUAAAAAUGUACUCGCGUAUUAAUGUACAGAGAGGACCCGGAAUAUAGUAUAAUACCAAAUCUUUUACUCGAUGCCAAUUGCUUCUUGUAUAUUUCAUAUUAACAAUAAAACGAGACUCUAAACGGGAUGGAUGAAAUUCGGAAGUAAAUUUGUUGUCACGUAGAUUAUUGGGCUGGACGUAGUAGGUGAAAAAAAAAUAGAAAAAAACGACAACUUAAUUAUCAUAGUUAAUUAUAUUGUACAUUAUUCUCAUUUGUACCGGUAAUAAUUAGUUUGUAAUAUAUAUAUAUAUACAUAUAUAUACACAUAAGUGCGCGCAGUGUUGGAUUCUGGACUCGGUACAAUUAAAAUAAGGAAUAUGAAGAGGGCCGAAGGAUCUGCAGAGUAUAGGACCAGCGAGAGUGACGAGGGGUACGUAAACCAUGGCCUCAACGGUUCCAGGGGAAGCUUAGACAUGGAAAAUUCGAACGGGAUCCGGGAAUUGCCUCGCGAGAUACGGGGCUCCUCGGAUUUCAUCUUGGUGGAAGAACGCAACGUCUUGCAGAAGAAAAAAAGUCCGGACGGUGCGUUCAAAACAUCUGUAAGCUGGGCGAGGCGGAGGGCGCGUUCUGUAUGCACGAAAAAAAUGCUUUACAAAAGACUUCCGGUAUUGAAAUGGCUACCGAAUUACAACACACAUGACGCCCUUGGUGACUUGGUCGCUGGGAUCACGGUUGGAUUGACGGUCAUACCUCAAUCCCUUGCCUAUUCCAACAUCGCAGGUCUUGCGCCCCAGUAUGGACUCUACGGCAGCUUCUUGGGAUGCUUCAUUUACAUCAUAUUCGGUUCGUGCAAGGACAUUCCGUUCGGUCCAACGGCCAUCGUUUCACUCUUGACUUAUCAGACGGUUGCGCAUCUGGACUCGCCUUACCAGUACGCAAUUUUGUUGACCUUUCUGUCGGGCGUCAUUGAACUGUUGAUGGGAAUUUUUGGACUCGGAUUUCUCAUAGACUUUGUCUCGGGGCCGGUAAGUUCCGGUUUCACGUCCGCCGUUGCCCUCAUAAUAGUAUCGUCACAGGUCAAAGAUCUGCUGGGCAUAUCCGCGUCUGGAUCAACGUUUGUACAAAUGUGGAAAAGCAUCAGCAAGAACCUUACCAACACUUCGGCCUGGGACGCCACCCUCGGAGCCUCGUGCAUAGCUCUUCUCCUCAUUCUGAGGAUGGUGGCUUCUAUCAAAAUCGGGCCCGAAGAUGAAGAGCUCCGGACAACGAAGCACCGAGUUAUCAACAAGAUCAUUUGGCUCAUCGGAACUUCGAGAAACGCGCUUCUGGUCGUCAUCUGCGGAAUUCUGGGCUACAGUUUCACCGAAACACCGCCAUUCCAACUGACCGGAUACAUACCCGGUGGAAUGCCAACGGCCCAGCUGCCGCCGUUCAGCUUUACAAAAGACGACAACACCACCGUCUCGUUUUUCGAAAUGUGCUCGAACCUCGGAAGCGGAAUUCUAGUCGUUCCGUUGAUUUCUCUGAUGGAGAACAUCGCGAUUUGCAAAGCUUUCGCAAAUGGGAAAACCGUCGACGCAACGCAAGAGCUGAUCGCCAUCGGUGUAAGUAACAUCGGAAACUCCUUUGUUCAGGCAUUCCCCAGUACAGGAUCGCUCAGCAGAAGUGCGGUGAACAAUGCGUCCGGAGUAAGAACACCGAUGGGUGGUCUUUACACAGGUCUACUGGUUAUACUGGCGCUAUUGUUCCUCACCCCAUAUUUUAACUACAUCCCGAAAGCAAGCUUGGCAGCGAUUAUAAUUGCCGCGGUGAUCUUCAUGGUCGAAGUAAAGGUGGUCAGACCGAUGUGGAGAGCGAAAAAGUCCGAUCUGAUACCAGGAAUAGCCACUUUCCUGGCCUGCCUGGUUCUCCGGGUGGAGAUUGGAAUCCUCUGUGGAAUCGGAAUCAACGUUCUAUUCAUACUUUAUCACGCUGCGCGGCCAAAGAUUUCCGUCGAAGAAUUAACAAGUCAUCGAGGUGUUGAAUAUCUGAUGCUGACGCCGGAUCGCUGCCUGAUAUUUCCCUCCGUUGACUACGUCAGAAAUUUAGUUACCAAAUACAGCAGCCGCGUACGCAGCGUCGAGACACCGGUUGUUAUAGACUGUACGCAUAUUUACGGGGCUGAUUACACAGCUGCCAAAGUUAUCGAGAGUUUGACCAAGGAUUUUGCCGCAAGGGGACAGCCCUUGUUUUUCUACAAUUUGAAACCGUCGGUUCACGCUGUUUUCGAGGGCGUAGCACCCACCGAUUUUGUCGUGUAUUACACACAGUCGGCUCUCGACGAUCUUCUCAAGCAAAACGAUCCUCCAAAAUUACCAAAAGGAUUUUCUGCCGCCUGAGGAGGAUGCAAAUUGUAGGCUCAGAGUCGGCCUGUGGUAAGUAUUGUUACUCGAUGUCUGCGAGAUCGAUGAGGAAAAAUAAAAUCAUGCCGAUGACGAUGAUCCAU
Neodiprion fabricii is the source of this 2745-nucleotide messenger RNA. It is a transcript of the gene Esp, whose product is annotated as sodium-independent sulfate anion transporter. Gene Ontology annotation, biological process: transmembrane transport. The transcript has 11 exons. The record is from RefSeq and is a predicted model, not a curated record. Lineage: Eukaryota; Metazoa; Arthropoda; Insecta; Hymenoptera; Diprionidae. Gene Ontology annotation, molecular function: sulfate transmembrane transporter activity. Gene Ontology annotation, cellular component: membrane. Bases 638 to 2638 code for a protein of 666 amino acids.